AUGUCGCGAAUUAGACGAAACUGGACCGCCAAGGAAGACAAGCUCCUCUGCGCUGCUGUUCAAAAAGCCGAGGAAGAAUCACGACCGCUUCUCUGGCGCGAACUCGCGAAAUCGGUGCCGGGACGAUCCAACAAAGAUUGCCGCCGAAGAUGGUGGAACAGCCUUGCCAACAAUCACAUCAACAAAGGCCCCUGGUCCGAAGAAGAGGAUGAGCGGCUCUUCACCGCCGUCCAGACCUAUGGGAUGAACUGGAGCCAGGUUGCGGCAGAAGUCAGGUCCAGAAACUCGGACCAGUGCUCGAGCCACUGGAGUCAGGUCUUGAACCCCAACAUUAACUAUUGUGACUGGGCCGAGGAAGAGGACGCAAACCUACUCCACGAAGUUCUUACCCACGGCACCAACUGGGCCACCAUUGCGGGAUUCCACACACCGAUCCGGACAACCCUUGCGCUGAAGAACCGCUAUUCCACCUUGCGACUGAGAAACGAGAACAAGAAGAACAGACAAGGCGAGUCCGACACGAUAGGCAGAAAACGCCAGUCGAGCGGCCCCAACAGCGUUUCGUCACAAAGCCAAACAUCGCAGUGGGAACUCCUCAACCUGACAGACCCGGCAUUAUUCAAGCCGGCUGCCCAGUCUGUUGGCAGCAAGAGCACGGGAAGCAACAAUGACGAUGACGAGGACGACGACGACUCGGAAGAGGACGACUGCGACGACAAUGAAGAGGAUAACGCCGCGCUCAACCAAAGUAGCGGCGCUUCUGAUAAGGGGGAAAGGCCACAAAGACGACAGUCGGCUUCCAGGGAGCCUCUGUCCAGCAACAGGCCAACACUGUUGAAGAUGCCUGGCUCUGAGAUGCUUGAGACCCAGGUAGACAACUGCAUGCAGUUUGAAUCGCUCAUCGAGUCUUGUUAUCCCUCGGCAUCGACUCGUCCCUUUAGAAACGAAGACCCGGCCCCCACCUCCAACCAGAGUCAGGAUUCUGGGCCCACACACAAGGAUAGGACAGCCAUCCACUUGGGAGAACCAAAGACGGACGACUUGCACUUCUCGCCGACCGGCUUAAUGGGAUCUCCCAUCACCAUGGACACCAAGAUGACGGAUUCGGGCUUCGUCAAUGCAGACUGUGUCAUGAAAGACAAGCCAUACUCUGCAACGACGCCUCUCUGGCUACGACAGCCCGACGAGCAUCCUGUUCCGUUUCCGUGUCACUUUAAUGUCUCCAUCACCAUGGCAUGCGACCAGAGUCAGGUGCAGGCCAUCAUGACAAACCUGUCUCAUCUCGGGACGAAUAUCACCCUGAACUUCCAAAGAAUAGCAUAG
Messenger RNA from Colletotrichum higginsianum IMI 349063, 1323 nucleotides. RefSeq names its product Myb family transcription factor. The transcript is spliced from 4 exons. The coding region runs from base 1 to 1323 and encodes 440 amino acids. Lineage: Eukaryota; Fungi; Ascomycota; Sordariomycetes; Glomerellales; Glomerellaceae. The record is from RefSeq and is a predicted model, not a curated record.